Molecule: messenger RNA, 477 nt
Organism: Rotaria sp. Silwood1
Lineage: Eukaryota; Metazoa; Rotifera; Eurotatoria; Philodinida; Philodinidae
Source: the annotation of a GenBank genome assembly
AUGAUUAUUGCAUGUUUAGGUGCGCUUAAUUCUCAAGAAGCGAAACAACAAAAAGCAACUGAAAUCGCUGGUCGUCUUUUAAAAGAACUUGCUAAUGAACAACUUGGAUCACACCAUAAAGAACAAUCUUUGAACAAUGAUGAAAAUGUUCAACCUAAAAUAGAAAAAAUUGAAUCACAUUUUUCAACAGAAAGUGAUGAUGCUGAUGAUGAAGACGUUGAAUUUAUUCCACUGAUUGAUGAUUUAUAUGAAAUGUAUGCUAAUAAAUAUGAUCAAGAACCUGAUGAUGAAGAAUCGUCUUCAGAACUUGUUGAUAAUGAAUACUUGUUACCAAUCAAUAGACAACAAUUAUUGAGAUAUUUUGCUGAAGAAGAGAAUAGUGAUGAAAAUUUAACACCAGUGAUACAUUCACCAGUAGUGGAUGAUACUCAAAUGAAAGCUGAAAACCAUCGACGAAAACGCCAUUUAGUUUAUUAA